Planococcus citri (citrus mealybug) is the source of this 1538-nucleotide messenger RNA. RefSeq names its product autophagy-related protein 101 (gene Atg101). Gene Ontology annotation, cellular component: phagophore assembly site. The coding region runs from base 362 to 1015 and encodes 217 amino acids. NCBI's taxonomy places the organism in Eukaryota, Metazoa, Arthropoda, Insecta, Hemiptera, Pseudococcidae. The record is from RefSeq and is a predicted model, not a curated record. Gene Ontology annotation, biological process: autophagy; autophagosome assembly. The transcript has 3 exons.
UUUCAAGAGUGUGUGUGUAUUUCUUUUUUUUUUUUAGAAAACGAAAAUAUUGAAACGCCAUUGUAAAGUAUAAACGUAAAUCUGCAUUUGUUUUUAUUAUAAAUAAUUAUUAUAAUCAACCUACUGUGAUUAGUUCGCGAAAAAUAAUUCAUCUAUUAUUCAAUGUCGUACAAGACGUGAGGCACAUUUAAUCAGCACAUGGUGGUUGGUGCAAUUGUAUCGAUAUUUCGAAAUAUGAAAUCGUAGCGAAGUUUUGAAUCCAAUACUACUAGCGUGUAUAUUACAAAUCGAUGAAGCAGAAGAUCGAGUGAAUGAAAAAAAGAAGUGAUGAGCAUAACAACGACGAUCAUAGACGAGGAAAAUGAACCACAGGUCGCAAACGUUUGAAUUACGAGUGGAAGGAAGACAGAUCGACGAAGCUGUGGCGAGCUUAUUUCAUACUGUACUUUUGCACAGGACUUUGGGUAAAUUUACUUUCAACGAAGAUGGCUCGUAUUCUGUCGGUACAGUCGGAAUACAAGACGUAGACUGCGAUUUUAUCGACGUCACGUACGUCUGUUGUUCGUCGUACACGCUGGAUAAUCUAUUGAAAAGAGCGAUAAGCAGAUUCUCCGAUAGUUUACGUAAAGAUAACCAAGGCAGCGGUCAAAUUUCGCUCGAGUUCUUUCAACGUAGAAGAUCCCAUUGGCCUUUUCAACCAGAAAGUGUACCUUGGGAAGUAUGGAACGUACGUAUCGAAAUGAUCAAGCUAUGUAACGAAUACGAAAGACAACUGAGUAAAGAGACAGUCGGCGAAAAACUCGGUGAAAAGAUGAUGCAUAUUGCCGAGAUAAUGAAUCGACACGAAUAUCUACCUUGUAUACCGCCUCAGUCAGAAUUAGAGCUGAUUUUCGAUACAUCUUUUCCAGACGUUCAACCUUAUUUAUUCAAAUUAGAAUACGUUACAUCGGAAACAUCCAGUCCUUCGGUUGGAACCACCUUUCGUAAACUUAUCAGAGAAACGUUAUCGUUCUAGAAUCCUUAUAUUUUUUUCUCGAUAUCCAUCUCAGUCUCAUCGUUAUUUCUUUUUUUAGAGAUGUUAAAUAUUUAUUGUACAACUGAAGCUUUAAAUUAUCGAGAUACGAUAUUUGUAGUAUUGAUCUCAAAUCGUAUUCGGGUGUCAUGAAGAAUUCGUCGCGUCGUAUAUUAAAUGUUUUUCUUUUUUUUUUAAUACUUAAUUUUUAAUAUGUAUUUUGUCCCAUUUUCUCUCCACUGUCCCCCUACUACCCCCCACACAUCUCUUUGUAUAUUCUAAUGUAAAAAAAAAGCUUCGUAAAAAAAAUUCGAAUGUACGUGUUAUCUUUUUUCAUUUUUUUAAAUAAGAUCCAACGUGACUGCCUAUUUUAUGUUUUUUUUUUUUUUUUUUUUGUUCACUCGUUAUUCGUGUGUGCUCGCGCCGCUAUGAAUUCUUUAUGUAAAUUGCGACGAAAUGCCGAUUUAUCGCUUCGUGUUGGGAUUUUUACAUGUUUAGAACUAAGUAAAGACAUUGUUUAAAUUAG